Lodderomyces orthopsilosis Co 90-125 is the source of this 921-nucleotide messenger RNA. RefSeq names its product nucleoside-triphosphatase (gene HBR1). Gene Ontology annotation, cellular component: nucleus; cytoplasm. The coding region runs from base 1 to 921 and encodes 306 amino acids. Lineage: Eukaryota; Fungi; Ascomycota; Pichiomycetes; Serinales; Debaryomycetaceae. Gene Ontology annotation, molecular function: AMP kinase activity; ATP binding; ATP hydrolysis activity. The record is from RefSeq and is a predicted model, not a curated record. The transcript has a single exon.
AUGCCAGAGUCUAGAAGAAACAUUCCCAAUAUCAUUAUUACUGGUACCCCAGGUUGUGGUAAAUCAUCGCAUUCACAAUCGCUAGUCGAUCAGCUAAAUAGAGGAUUUGCCAAAGAGACAACCAUAAAGUUUAAACAUUUCGAUGUAAGUGCCUUUGCAAAAGAAAAAGAAUGUCUUGAAUCAUACGAUAAGAAACUCGAUACCCAUGUUGUUGACGAGGAUAAACUAUUGGAUGAAUUAGAACCGGAACUAGAAAAAGGUGGUGCUAUUGUAGAUUGGCAUUGUUGUGAAAUAUUUCCUGAACGAUUGAUUGAUCUCGUUGUUGUAUUACGAACAGACAAUUCGAAACUACAUGAAAGGUUAACAAAGAGAAAUUAUAAGGAUAAUAAAAUUCAGGAGAAUUUGGAUUGCGAGAUAAUGGAAGUGAUUUUGACUGAGGCAAGAGAGAGUUAUAUACCGGAGAUUGUAAUUGAAUUGAGAAGUGAUAAAGCUGAGGAUUUGGAUGAAAAUGUCGAUAGGAUUAGCGCGUGGGUUGAAAAUUGGAUCAAAGAUCAUCCAAGAGGAGUCACUAAUGAAUUGCAGACGGUCGAUGGCGAAGCUAACGAUAGUGACGAAGAUGACGAAGAUGACGAAGAUAACGAAGAUGGUGAGUUAGUGACUAGUGGCGAAGAUGAAGGUUCGUAUAUACCAGAUAAUGAAGAAGACUCAGAUGAUGCUCUUGCUAGCUACCAUGAAUCAGAGGAUCCUGCUACAGUUGAAGAAGGGCUCACGGAACAACAAAAGUAUGAUCUUGAACAGAAAGAGCAAGAUGAUGUAGAAGUACUCAAUGAAGAGGAUGAAGAAACAAAUGAUACGGCGAACACCAAGAGGAUGUUUCAGAGUAGGAUAUACGUUGAUUAUGUAUUUUUUAGAUGUUAUUAA